CCAGGUCUGAAACUGGUCUAGUGCAGUCAUGGGGGUGGCUCUGGAACAGUUCUUCAUUUUUGUAGGACUGCUGGUGUGCCUGGUGUACCUGGUGAAGUGGGUGAGAUUCUCCAGAUAUAUUCUCCGGUACUUCUGGAAAGUUUUGCCGAAGUCUUUCUUGAAGUCAAUGGGACAAUGGGCAGUGAUCACUGGAGCAGGAGAUGGGAUUGGGAAAGCUUAUUCAUUUGAGCUAGCAAGACGAGGACUCAACGUUGUGCUCAUCAGCCGGACACUUAAGAAACUACAGGCCGCUGCCGCAGAGAUUGAGUGCACUACAGGGAGCAGUGUGAAGAUAAUACAAGCAGAUUUUACCAAAGACAACAUCUACGAGUAUAUUAGAGAAAAACUUAAAGGCUUGGAAAUUGGAAUUUUAGUCAACAAUGUCGGAAUGCUUCCAAACCUUCUCCCGAGCCACUUCCUCGAUACACCAGAUGAGAUCCAGAAUGUCAUCCAUUGUAACAUCACCUCAGUAGUGAAGAUGACACAGCUAAUUCUGAAACACAUGGAAUCAAGGCAGAAAGGCCUUAUCUUGAACAUUUCUUCCGGGGUGGCCCUCUUUCCCUGGCCUCUCUACUCCAUGUAUUCAGCUUCCAAGGCUUUUGUGUGCACAUUUUCCAAGGCACUGCAAGCAGAAUAUAAAAGGAAAGGAGUCAUCAUCCAGGUGCUGACCCCAUAUGCUGUUUCAACCCCAAUGACGAAGCAUCUACACACCAACAUGGUAACCAAGACUGCUGAUGAGUUUGUUCAAGAAUCACUGAAUUAUGUCACUAUUGGAGACGAAACCUGUGGCUGCCUCACCCACGAACUCUUGCGGAGCUUCCUGAGCCUGGUCCCGUCAUGGGUUUUGUACAGCAGUGCAUUCCAGAAGAAAUACAUGGAGUACCUCAAGCACAAUUCCAACAUCAAAUAGUCCAAGUGAGCUGACA
Messenger RNA from Lontra canadensis (Northern American river otter), 965 nucleotides. RefSeq names its product hydroxysteroid 17-beta dehydrogenase 3 (gene HSD17B3). The transcript has 11 exons. The coding region runs from base 29 to 949 and encodes 306 amino acids. Gene Ontology annotation, cellular component: endoplasmic reticulum. Gene Ontology annotation, molecular function: oxidoreductase activity. NCBI's taxonomy places the organism in Eukaryota, Metazoa, Chordata, Mammalia, Carnivora, Mustelidae. The record is from RefSeq and is a predicted model, not a curated record.